CCGGUUGAUGAGUUGACACGGCGGCUGGGGACACAAGACACGAGAUAUCCAGGAUCUUCCAGGUAUAAACUGUGCUGUUGAAUCAGGAAAACAUUGAUCUUGGCAAGAUCAAGAUGACAACAACUGCAGCAUUCGAUGAUCUGCAGGAAUUCAAAUCUGCCGUGGCGACCGUGCGCAAAGAUGGCACAGACGAUAAAUACCUGAUCGUAGCUCAUGUUGAGGGAGACCCCAGCAAACUUCGUCUCAUUAAAGUCGGACAAAACGUUUCGGACCUUGCAACGGAAGUAGAUGAUACUCAAGUACUAUACAUACUGUCCCGAUACGAGCGAACAUUUGACAUGUCCUCCACUGUCAAGUUUGUCUACAUUCACUGGAUAGGUGAUCAGGUACCGUUUGGUAAGAAGGGGCGCUACGGAGUUGUUCAAGGAAGUGUACAGGAGUAUUUUAACCCUUAUCACCUGUUAGUGGAGACCAGUCAGAGAGAGGACUUAGACUUCAGCAUCAUAGAACGCCAGUUGGAUGAGACAUCAGGUACUACAUCAAAGGUUCUUGAUAAUGAUGUUGCAUCAGGAAGACAGAAACGCGGCUUUGUCGCAUCACAACUCCCACAGAGAGAUCGUCAAAAAGCUGGCGGAGUUUUCAUCAGCAAAGAAACGGCCAGUAUUGAAGUGUCCAAUGACGUGCUGGAGAACAUCGCGGCUGUGAGACAUGAUGCUGAGCAGCAGCGCUGGAUGCUGGCUUGUUACCGUGACAACAACCCUAAAGGUCCUCUGGACUGUCUGGCACAGGGUGAGGGUGACAUCACAGAGAUGAUUCCACACCUGGCGGAUGACUUGGUGCUUUACGGGCUCUACAGGGUUACUGACAAAGUUGAUGAUAUUGUCACUGUUAAGUUUGUCUACAUCCAGUGGGUAGGUGAAAAAGUAAAACCUUUCACGAAGGCAAAGAUCUCGACGAACAAAGGUCGGUUAGAAGAGGUUUUCACACCUUACCAUGUGUUGAUAUUUACCUCUGAUAGGGCUGAUCUCACAGACAGGAAUAUAAAUGAAAAGGUGUCCUCGGCUUCUGGAACCAAGUCCUUUGUUAAAUAGAUCAAAACCGCAGUAAGGAGCCAAGAAACAUUUUGUCAGAUUGGAUGCUGUGCUGAUGAUGAGAUACAUGUGCAUGUGGUUGGGGAGAGCAGGGACCAUGGUUUGUGAACAAGCCACCAUGGUUUGUGAACAAGCCACCAUGGUUUGUGAACAAGCCACCAUGUUUUGUGAACAAGCCACCAUGGUUUGUGAACAAGUCACCAUGUUUUGGGAAACAAGCCACCAUGGUUUGUGAACAAGUCACCAUGUUUUGUGAACAAGUCACCAUGUUUUGUGAACAAGUCACCAUGUUUUGUGAAGAAGCCACCAUGUUUUGUGA
This is a messenger RNA of Liolophura sinensis, 1410 nucleotides long. RefSeq lists its product as uncharacterized. Bases 114 to 1091 code for a protein of 325 amino acids. Gene Ontology annotation, molecular function: actin filament binding. Gene Ontology annotation, biological process: regulation of actin filament polymerization. The transcript has 7 exons. Gene Ontology annotation, cellular component: actin filament; cortical actin cytoskeleton; site of polarized growth. The record is from RefSeq and is a predicted model, not a curated record. Lineage: Eukaryota; Metazoa; Mollusca; Polyplacophora; Chitonida; Chitonidae.